AUGACGCCUUUAUAUCUCACCUCGUAUUUGGUUCUUGCUGUUUUUGUUUUUUAUAGUUCUGCGAGCUACUACAACUGCGAGAACGGUGUCUAUGACACCUUGUACCAUCUGACAGAGGAAUGCAGACAAGCUUCCUACACGCCUUAUCUGCGCGAGCUCAGGAAAAAGCAAAAGCAGGUGUCUGGACAGGACAUUGCCAAUAUGCUGGAGGGCUAUUGCAGAGUGGCAAACGACACAACAAUCUGUGUGGAAGACUACGUCAGCAAAUUGCCCUGUCUGACCCAGGAGAUGGAGCCAUUCAGAGUCAUGAACAGGCGCUCCAACUGGUACUGCAACGAAGAUAAAGUGAAAGACGUCAUCAAAGACAUAUACAACAACCUUCCAGAGGAGGCUUUGAACUACCGAACUAACCAGUGCUACAAAGAAGCACCUAUCACGGCCUAUCCUUGCAUCAAGCGGUACUUAAAUGUCAAGAAACCUCCCAAAGACAAACGAGAAACAAUGAAAAAGAUUCUCUCAUCUUUCCGUUGUACGUACAGAAAACUGCUUCGCAAGUGCAGCCGCAGUACAGCUCUAAUGCUGACAACACUGGAAUAUGAUUGGCUGCUAAUUCCUCCAGCGCUUGGUAUCAACGUGUCAGACACUCUGCUAACUGUUGCUAGGAUCAAAGUCUAA
Candidula unifasciata is the source of this 675-nucleotide messenger RNA. The record is from the annotation of a GenBank genome assembly. NCBI's taxonomy places the organism in Eukaryota, Metazoa, Mollusca, Gastropoda, Stylommatophora, Geomitridae.